Trichoderma gamsii is the source of this 1893-nucleotide messenger RNA. RefSeq lists its product as hypothetical. The record is from RefSeq and is a predicted model, not a curated record. The transcript has a single exon. Lineage: Eukaryota; Fungi; Ascomycota; Sordariomycetes; Hypocreales; Hypocreaceae. The coding region runs from base 1 to 1893 and encodes 630 amino acids.
AUGGCAGCUCCUGUAAACGGAGACCCGAGGUUCAAUCCUCUCCACGGCAACCCGUUUGAGACAAGAGACGAUGUCGCCAAGGCUGUGGUAUCUCUAUUCGAACCUUUAUUACCUUUUUUCUCAGAAGGGUGUGCCCGUGUUCAAAUUGAUGCGUCCACAUCCACUUGGGAUCGUGCGGCCUGUGACUUGGAGGGCUAUGCCAGGCCUUUAUUUGGCAUUGCGCCGCUGGUUGCUGGCGGAGGGCAAUUCGACCACUGGGACAAGUACAGGGAAGGACUGAAGAAUGGUACAGAUCCGCAACAUUCAGAGUAUUGGGGACCAGUUCCAUCAAUGGACCAACGCCAUGUGGAGGCAGCUGCCCUUGCAUAUGCGAUCUUGCUUGUCCCAAGUCAAUACUGGGAACCACUCGAAGACGCUGUAAAAAGCAACGUCGUUAAGUGGCUGCUGCAGAGUCGCAAUGGAGAGCAUGGGUCAAAUAACCACAAAUAUUUCCGCAUCAUGGUGGAUCUGGCGCUGGAAAGUGUUGGCGUUGAAGUCGAGAGCACCGGUACAAAUGAAUAUUUGGAUGAUAUGGAGAGGCUAUAUAUAUCAGAUGGCUGGUAUCGCGAUGGAGAAGACGAAGGCGACACACGCCGUAUAGACUAUUAUAACCCGUUUGCCAUGCACUACUACGGUCUAUUCUACGCCGUCCAUCGACCUUCAGACAAGGCACGCGGCGAACGGUUCAAACAGAGAGCCCGAGAGUUUGCGCCAGCCUUCUUACACUGGUUCGCAGAUUCAGGUUCGAACAUUCCCUACGGCCGCAGUCUAGCGUACAGACAAUGUGUUGCUGCAUACUGGGGCUAUCUGGCAGUAGCUGGGGUUGAGGCAUUGCCAUGGGGCGUCAUCAAGGGUAUAUAUCUCCGCAACCUGCGAUGGUGGGCGGCACAGCCUAUCUCAAGACGAGACGGUAUCCUGACGCUUGGUUACGCGUAUCCAAAUCCUUUCAUGGCAGAACGAUACCUAUCCACCGGUUCUCCUUACUGGGCUAUGAAGGUUUUUGGUCCACUGAGCUUGCCUGAAGAUCAUCCAUUCUGGAAAGCAAAGGAACUUCCCAUGCCAGAUCGUCCGUCAAUCGCUUCCUUUCCAGUGCCCGGCCUUGCCUUUAUGCAUAUGCCUGGCCAUACGAUUAUGCUCAACUCUGGACCAGACUCAAAUAAAGCCAUGCGCUUUGUACCGGAGAAAUAUCUCAAAUUUGCCUAUUCAAGUCGAUAUGGUUUCUCAGUAGAGAGCGAUAGCCGAGGAUUUGACGUCGGCGCUUUCGAUAGCAUGAUUGCGCUGAGUGACGACGACAUACAUUAUAGGGUGCGCGAACAUUGUGAGGCCGCUAAAAUGGCUGGGGAUAAAAUAUACUCCUUAUGGCGUCCAUGGUCAGACGUUAUUGUUGAAACAUGGCUCAUUCCAUCCGCCAAUUGGCAUAUUCGCGUUCAUCGAAUCCAGUCGCCUCGAACACUUGCCACUAUCGAGGGCGGAUUUGCAGCUCCAAGGGCUGACUUUAGCGUGGAUAAUGUUCAUGUGGAUGAGAAAGCGGCGUAUGUGUUAUGCAAUGAGGGCGACUUCAGUGGCAUACUGGAUGCUUCAUCGCCAUCAAAGCGAGUUGGGAGAGUUACCAAGCCUCACGGCAAUACUAGCCUGAUGUUUCCACGCACGCUGGUGCCUCAGCUCAAGGGAACCGUUGAAGCCAACAAGACACAAGUGUUUGCAUGCGCUGUCCUUGCGGGUCCGAAUGGGAAGCCGAUCAAGGAGCAGUGGCAGUUUCCCCCUGAGAUUCCGAGCAUCGAGGAGCUUGAACGGGAAUUCCAAGACAAGGGCGAAGAGAUUGCUAUCAUGAAGCCAUACUCGGCACCAAGAUGA